ACUACAACAACGAGUUUACAUGUAUUUACUUCACCGAUAUUUACAUUUAAAAUACGGCUCCGAAUCGGAUGCGAAGUCAAAGUUUGCACAACUCAUGGAUGCACAUCAAAUAAAUCUGGAAAUUUAUGUGGUGUUUGUGGUGCUAAAGCUCAGGACGUUGAAAUGUAAUUACGAUAACAACUGUCCAACCGAUAUGGAUAUGAGAACUGAGUUUAUUUUGAAUGACGAGGAAAAGGAGAUUAGAAAACGUAAAAUACGAGAUAAUAAACAAAAACAAAUGAUUUGUCAAACAAUAGCCAAAACAGAUGUGUCGACCGACACUUCCAAACAUAUACCUAACGAUACGUUCAAUGAGACGGAAGGCAUGAAGUUUAGGGAACUCAUGAGUGCCACAGAAAAGGGUAGGUUUUCCCUGACUUUUGAUGUUCUCAAGUGGCCCCAAGUGUUAGACCCAAUGGAGGCCAUCAAAGUGUUGACCAUUCAUUGUGAGAGAGUACAUCACUACUAUAACGAGUGCGAGCACUGGAAGUUCCCGCAGGAAAACAAUUGUGCUACUUUAUUGAAAUUACAAGUGUUCAAAAAUUAUCAAUUGGAUUCGCUGUUGUUGGAGCAUGGAAAAGAUUUUGAAUCCGACAAAAUCAUUUUGGAUUUGGUUUACAUGUAUUUACUUCAACGAUAUCUGCAAAUGAAAUACCAGUCCAAGUGUGAGGCCGACUCCAAGUUCACAAAACUCAUGAAUCUUAUAACAUCUACUAAAGGGACACAACAAGAACUUAUUCUUAAGUUCUUGAGUGCCUUACCCUCUGAUGUCUGUCCACUUCUCAAUGAGAUCUAUGAUAGAACUCCUGUACAGACUUUACUAUUCAGUAAUUUGGAU
Messenger RNA from Oppiella nova, 877 nucleotides. The record is from the annotation of a GenBank genome assembly. Lineage: Eukaryota; Metazoa; Arthropoda; Arachnida; Sarcoptiformes; Oppiidae.